CUGACGGGAAUGUGUUUUGUUUUUUUGAGAUCAAGCAACAAGAAAGCAAUAACCAUCGACACGAUAUCAAAUGACGUCAACUUCAUGCAAGUUGAAAGUUCAGAAAGUUUUUUGCAUGGCUUUGAAAAAAUCACAUCACAUGUCUUCAGCGCUUACAUGAAGCUUCAAGAAAAAUGGGGAAACGAUGUAAUCGAUAAAAAAGUGAACGUGAAGGCCAACUUUUUAGAAUCAGUUGACAAGUGUGUUACCAGCAUGGCUAACUCGAAGAAAUCUCUGAACGCUGAAGUCACCUUCCCUGAGAACGCCUGCUCCUCAAUGUUGGAGACCAUGAAGUCUGCCUCUGAAUACAUCAACGCCAGUAAAAAUGAAGAAACUAUAAAGUUGAUGGAAGAAUUGCUGCAGCUGUGGUGUCAGAGAGUGAAAAUUAUUCUCGUGGAAAGUGAGCAGAUAAGGAGGGAGGCAGACGACACAGGACCAAGUGUUGAACUCGUCUAUUGGAAAAACAGAAUGGCGAAAUUCCAAAUAAUACUAGAAAAGAUCAGGAGUCCUAAGUGCCGUGGAUUGGUUAUAACUUUGCAGUACGUCAAGUCAAAAACUGUUACCAAGUGGAGGGAAAUUGAUUCUAGGAUCACUGAUGCUUCAAAUGAAGCCAAAGACAAUGUCAAAUAUUUGUCUACGCUGGAACGCACUUUUAAAAUGCUCAUACAGCAAAAUCCGAAAUGUAUGAUAGAAGCAGUAACUCGGCUGAUGAGCUUGAUGAGGGCCAUAUACAAAUGUUCUUCCUACUACAACACGCCUCAGCGAUUGACAGCACUCUUAAUUAAAGUUACUAAUCAAAUGAUAGCAACUUGCAAGAGGUACAUGUAUCAGGAUGUCCUUAAAAUAUGGGACCUCUUGCAUGAUGAGCUCAACAAGCGAAUAAAUUACUGCAAACUUCUCAAAAACGAGUACAUCAAUCAGUUUUGGAUAACAAAACAAAAAAUCGAUAACGACGUUGAAUGCUUGAAGUUGGAUUUAAGCGAAAAUUAUGUGUUUGGAAAAUUUGACGCCUUUUGCAGACAGCUAGAAAAAAUACAGGAAAUCAUUAGCAUUAUUGACGAAAACUCAGGAUUGGAUCAACUGAAGAUGGAAGGGACAGAGGAGUUGUCAGACUACUUCAGAGUUGCUGUGGAUACCAUCAAGAAAAAAACUUAUGAUUGCUUAGAUUUUCGAAAAGAGGAUUUUCAGCACGAUUACACGGACUUCAAAGAGCAAAUGCAAAGGCUAGCUAUUUUAAAGAACGAUUUCAUCAACAAGACGUUUAAGAAAAACAUCAAGAUAAUACCAGCUAUCACAAGUUUGCACAAGUUUGAAAAUAUUUCAAAUCUGGGAUUUCAUUUUCGCGAUAAAUUCCUCACAAUUAUGGACAUGUUCUCGAAAGACAUGGAUCAUAUAAACGAGAUUUUUGAAAAAAAUAUGAAUAAGCCGCCUAUUGCAAAAAAUAUGCCCAGAGCAGCCGGCGAAGUUUAUUGGUGCAAACAAUUCGUCUCCCGAGUGACGUUUCAGAUGGAUCUGUUCAAAAAGGAAGGGAAUCUCAUUAAGACCGAAGCAGGAAAGGUGAUGGUGAGGAAGUACAACAAGUUGCUCAUAAGCCUUGCUGAAUUUCUGUACUCAAAAUCACGUGCAUGGGAUGACAAUUCGUUCAACAAUUUAGCCGGGCUGAACAAUUCUCUUCUCAGAAAAAAUAGAGUAAAUAAUAAAAUAAUGGUUAACUACGAUCAGAAAAUUGACACAACGCUCAGAGAAGCUUACAUGAUUCGCAAGAUGUCUUUUGAAGUAAAUAAUAAAGUGAUAUAUGUUCUAUACAAUCAAAAAAGAAUACGCGGCAUCAAAGACCGAUUAGAAAAUGUAAUAAAGAGUUAUGAAUCUUUAUGCGAAUUGGUUCCUAAAUGUUUGAUCGAAGUCUUCAAACCGUAUAUUAAAAGAAUUGAUAACAUCUUGCGACCUGGCUUCACAGUGCAUGCCUGGCACUCAUUGCUUAUUAAUCAGUAUCUGUCAAAAGCUGAUAAUAUUAUCAAGGAAGUGGAGUGGAUGGUUCUGUAUGUGAGAGAUAUUUUGCAAUCUCGUAUCAAUUCAAUCCUUGCGGAUAUAGCGUCUGUGUCACUCUGCAGCCUUUCUUCCACCUUCCCCGUCCAACCUAAUCAGUUUUUAACGAUGGUUGAAAAUAAGUGCUUCAGCGCUUCUCAGCUGCUGGCCAAGAACACUUUAGCUGUCGAAAAGUCGGUAGGUCACAUUCUACAAAUAUUAAAAAAACCGUUAACUGAAGCCGAGCUGGAAACCAUGAAUACGUCGGAUGGCAAAUCUAAAGAAACGAAUAAUUAUAACAUGUUGAUUGAUUAUUUCCAUCAAAAGAAUGUUGAAGCAUUUGUUGAUUGUGUACGUCAAUCUCUGGAAGACAUGAGAUCUUAUGUGCAGACUGCCGAAUUUUCUAAUGACCAAUCAUCAUUUAAUUCCCUUCACGCAAACGACAACUGCAUUUUCAAAGUUGAUUUAGUCUUAAAAAUUCCAGAUGUAGUUAUGGUGCCUAGUGUGGAUGAUGUUCAGCUUGUUAUCACCCAAAGUAUUCAAAAAAUUAUGAAAAUGUUGGAAUCAAUUCCGAAGUGGUGUUUGUCCUUAAGUUCUCUUGAAGCUUCAUUAACAGAAGUUGGAUCGUUUAUUUUUUCAAAAGCUCCACAAGAUAUGAACAAUUUAAUUCAAACUGAUUACUGCAACAAAUCAUUGAGCAAAGCUGUUUCCGAAAACAAAGAAAUAGUUAAACUGGUUUCAUAUUUAAAUUCUAUUAUUACGACAUUGAAGGGUAAAGUUGAUAAGCUGAUAAAAAGAUACGAAGUGUACAGCGAGCUUUGGACGAAGGAUGUUCAGACGAACGUGAAAGAGUUCAUGGCGACACAACCAUCUCUAUCUGAUUUCGAAGCCGUUUUCAGACAUUAUACGAUCUUGGAAGAAAAAAUAAACGAAAUCGAAUCAAGUUUCAAAAUUGGACCCUUACAUCUCAUCACCGAUUCAUUGAAGUUGGGCUUGUUGAUGGAAUGUAAGGAGUGGAAAUAUGCUUACGGCAGGAGUUUGAACCAACACUGCAGCAGAGAUAUGGACGAUUUGCACAAAUAUUUUACAGUUAUGCAAAAAAGACUCAAUCAUGCUAUUUUAGAUCUGGAAGACAUAAAAACUAUAAAACUACACAUGUCCGAAAUAAGAGACUCUGAGAUAAAAAUAGAAAUGACCCUCAUGCCUAUAGAAGAAGCUUUCAUAAUGCUUAACAAAUACAAACUAACUUUCAACGACGGUAAUGCUGAAAAGGUUGAUGCACUUUCUUACUCUUGGAGGCUUCUCAAACAACAAAAUCUGCAAGUGAGUAGCAAGUUGAUUUCAGUUCAGCCCGAGUUUAUGAGCAAACUGAUAAGCAGUGUGGAGACCUUCAAAGGAGAAGUUCAAGAGUUUGUUCAGGACUACAGAGAAAAUGGGCCUAUGAGGAACGGUCUAAACCCACACGAGGCUUCAGACCGCCUUGCAAUACAUUCGGCAAAAUUUGAUGAAUAUUGGAGGAAAUAUACGACGUAUUCAGGUGGAGAGGAACUUUUUGGUUUUCCAGUCAAUGAGUAUCCUGAUUUGCAUCACAUCAGGAAGGAAUUGGCUUUGCUGCAGAAAUUAUAUUCACUGUACAACGAUGUUCUAGAAAAAGUUAACGGUUAUAACGAUAUACCUUGGGUUGAAAUAAAUAUAGACCAAAUAAACUCGGAACUUCUCGAUUUUCAAAACAAAUGUCGAAAGCUUCCAAGAGCAUUGAAAGAAUGGCAGGCAUACAAAGAUCUGAGGAAAACAAUUGAUGACUUCAAUGCGACCUGUCCACUUUUGGAAAUGAUGGCAAGCAAGUCCAUGCAGGCGAGACACUGGAACAGGAUUGCUCAGAUCACUGGACACACCUUUGAGAUUGAUUCCGACAACUUUUUGUUGAAAAAUCUUAUGGACGCACCAUUGCUGGCCAAUAUGGAGGACAUUGAAGACGUUUGCAUAUCAGCUGUGAAAGAAAGAGAUAUCGAGGCGAAACUGAAAUUUGUAGAAAAUGAGUGGAGCGCUCAAAAAUUUCAAUUCUCGACGUUUAAAACAAGAGGAGAACUUUUAUUAAAAGGAGAUCAAACGGUCACUUUGAUGGAGGACAGUCUCAUGAUACUUGGCUCCCUUCUUGGCAACAGGUACAACACUCCAUUUAAGCCAAAAAUUCAAGAGUGGGUGAACAAAUUGACAACAACGAUGGAAAUCAUCGAGAACUGGUUGGUUGUUCAGAAUUUGUGGAUUUACUUGGAAGCAGUUUUCGGAGGUGGCGACAUUGCCAAACAACUUCCGCAAGAAGCAAAGAGAUUUUCAAACAUCGAUAAAUCAUGGCAGAAAAUCAUGCAACGAGCUCACGACUAUCCAAACGUCGUUCACUGUUGUACAGGCGACAACACACUCAGCCAACUCCUGCCUCACCUACAAGAACAGCUGGAAAUCUGCCAAAAGUCAUUGAGUGGAUAUUUGGAGAAAAAGAGAUUGCUCUUUCCAAGAUUCUUUUUCGUUUCUGAUCCUGCUUUGUUGGAAAUUCUUGGACAAGCAAGUGAUUCACAUACAGUGCAGGCGCAUCUUCUUAGUGUUUUUGAUAAUAUUAAGUCUGUCACAUUCGAAGAAAAGCAGUAUGACAAAAUAACGUCAAUAAUAUCACAAGAAAGUGAAGUUGUCCCUCUGCAGGAGCAUGUCAUGGCUGUGGGCAAUGUAGAAAACUGGCUUGGGGAUUUAUUGAAGAAAUCGAGGAGAUCCGUGCAUGGGAUAAUAUGCAGGGCUGCUGGGGCCAUCGCUGACAUCAACUUUCGAAUGUUAGACUUCCAAAACUCAUACCCUGCUCAGGUUGGUUUGUUGGGCUUGCAGAUGAUUUGGACGAGAGAUGCCGAAACAGCUCUCCAACAUGCCAAGUCUGACAAGAAGAUCAUGAGACAGACCAACGACAUGUUUCUUGAAAUCCUCAAUGAACUGAUUGAAGUAACUACUCAGGACCUUUCAAAAAUUGAGAGGACAAAAUAUGAAACCCUCAUCACCAUCCACGUGCACCAGAGGGAUAUUUUUGAUGAUCUGUGUAAACUGCACAUAAAGUCAUCAAACGAUUUUGAAUGGUUGAAGCAAGCGAGGUUCUACUUCAAAGAAGACGAAGAGAAAUGCAUCGUAUCAAUUACUGAUGUGAAUUUCAUAUAUCAAAAUGAAUAUCUGGGAUGUAUUGAGAGAUUGGUCAUAACUCCACUCACUGACAGAUGUUACAUAACCCUGGCUCAAGCGCUCGGCAUGUCCCUUGGGGGAGCUCCGGCUGGCCCCGCUGGAACUGGAAAAACUGAAACUAUCAAAGACAUGGGCCGGUGCCUUGGUAAGUUUGUCGUGGUGUUCAACUGCUCUGAUCAAAUGGAUUAUCGAGGUCUAGGAAGGAUUUAUAAAGGUGGGUUGGCGAUGUCGGGGUCUUGGGGCUGUUUCGACGAGUUCAACCGCAUCGAGCUUCCAGCACUAUCAGUGGCAGCGCAACAGAUUGCCAUCAUUCUAGCCUGCAAGAAAGACAAAAAGUCACAAUUCACAUUCACCGAUGGCGAUAUCGUUUCCAUGGAUGCUGAGUUUGGAGUCUUUUUGACUAUGAAUCCAGGAUAUGCCGGUCGCCAGGAGCUGCCUGAAAAUUUGAAGAUUAACUUUCGCUCUGUGGCCAUGAUGAUUCCUGAUCGAGCCAUCAUCAUUUGCGUUAAAUUGGCAAGCUGUGGCUUCGAACAAAACUCAGUCCUGUCAAAAAAAUUUUACACUUUGUAUAAGUUGUGCGAGGAGCAGCUUAGUAAACAGGUACAUUAUGACUUUGGCUUGCGUAACAUAUUGUCAGUAUUGAGAACAUUGGGCUCAGCCAAGCGCAAAAACACUGACGACAGCGAAACGACAAUCGUGAUGAGAGUAUUGAGGGAUAUGAAUCUAUCGAAAUUGGUGGAUGAGGACGAACCUCUCUUCAUGUCUCUCAUUGAAGAUCUCUUCCCAGGCAUGACUCUCGAAAAAGCCAACUAUCCUCAGAUGGAGGUAGCCAUUGAAAAUCAGGUGAAACUGAUGGAUCUGAUCAAUCACGCUCCUUGGUCUCUCAAACUCAUCCAGCUGUACGAGACUCAACUCGUCCGUCAUGGAAUGAUGACCUUGGGACCUUCUGGAGCUGGGAAGACGAAAUGCAUACACGCUCUCAUGAAAGCAAUGACUGAAUGCGGAGUGGUGCACCGGGAAAUGCGGAUGAACCCGAAGGCCAUCACCGCCCCGCAGAUGUUUGGAAGGUUGGACGUCGCCACGAACGACUGGACGGAUGGAAUAUUUUCUACUCUUUGGAGGAGAACGCACAAGUCUAAAAAGGGUGAUCACAUAUGGCUGGUUCUCGAUGGUCCUGUUGAUGCAAUAUGGAUUGAAAAUUUGAAUUCUGUUUUGGAUGACAACAAAACUUUGACGUUAGCAAAUGGCGAUAGAAUUCCGAUGUCACCAACCUGCAAAAUCAUAUUUGAAGUUCACAACAUUGACAAUGCAUCACCAGCUACCGUCUCAAGGAAUGGAAUGGUUUUCAUGAGCAGCUCCAUCCUGGACUACAAACCUAUUGUGCUCGGUUGGCUGCAGAAUAAACCAGAACAAAUUUCAACAAUCAUUCUAGAUGCCUUCAACAACGUUUUUUCAGAGUUGUAUAAAUACAUCGUUCAAACAUUAAAUCCCAAAAUGGAAAUAUUGGAAUGUAUGUAUGCAAGACAAGCGCUGGACUUACUGAGUGGUUUGAUAUCGACGGGAGAGGACAACAAAGAGAUAUCAGAUUCGCAUCUGCAGAAAAUCAUCGUCUUUGCGCUCAUGUGGUCACUCGGAGCUUUGCUCGAGCAAGAUGACAGAAGAAAGGUAGAUGAAUAUAUGCAGAUCCACGCAGGCAACUUGCCUCUGCCCCAAGCUACCGGCGAUAAUACGAUUUUCGAAUACGUUGUCAGUGAUUCAGGAACUUGGGAACACUGGCACACCAGGGUGCCAGAAUAUAUAUACCCAAAAGAUUCAAUACCAGAAUAUUUGAACAUCUUGGUGCCAAACGUGGACAACAUAAGAACUGAUUUUUUGAUACACACAAUAGCCAAACAGUCAAAAGCUGUACUGCUGAUAGGUGAGCAGGGUUCAGCCAAAACAGUCAUCAUCCAAGGUUACUGCAGCAAAUACAACCCAGACAAUCACGUCUACAAGUGUUUCAACUUCUCCAGUGCAUCCACUCCUUUCCUCUUUCAGAGGACAGUAGAAAGCUACGUGGACAAGAGGAUGGGCACAACGUAUGGGCCUCCUGCUGGCAAGAAGAUGACCAUAUUUGUCGAUGACAUCAACAUGCCGGUCGUCAACGAGUGGGGAGACCAGGUAACAAAUGAGAUCACGCGGCAACUGAUGGAGAUGAGGGGAUUCUACAACCUGGAGAAACCAGGCGAGUUUACAAACAUCGUGGACAUCCAGCUGAUGGCCGCCAUGAUCCACCCGGGCGGGGGUAGGAACGACAUCCCGCAGCGGCUGAAGAGGCAGUUUUGCAUCAUCAACUGCACCAUCCCUGCCAACGCCUCCAUCGACAAGAUAUUCACCACUAUCGGAUGUGGCUUUUUCACUGUGGAGCGAGGUUUCACAAAGCAGCUGAAAGCUGUUAUCGAAAAGUUGGUGCCAGCAACAAGGAAGUUGUGGCAAAAAACAAAGUUCAAGAUGCUGCCCACCCCCGCCAAGUUUCAUUACAUCUUCAAUCUUAGAGAUCUUAGCAGAAUUUGGCAGGGCAUGUUGAAUGCGUCAGCUGACGUCAUCAGCAGUUCCUUCAAGUUGUUGUUGCUAUGGAAACAUGAAUGUUGUCGGGUUAUAUCCGAUAGGUUCACAAUGCAGGAGGACAAAGAUUGGUUUGAGAAAACGAUAAAGAUGGUCUGGUUGCUUGACGAAGAGAACGACUUUGAUGUCGAGCCCUACUUUGUUGAUUUCCUGAGAGACGCUCCCGAAGUUACUGGAACGGAGGAAGGAGAGGAUACAGAGAGCGAACCGCCGAAGAUUUAUGAGCCCAUCAACAGUUUCCAGGAGUUGUCAGAAAGGUUGGAAAUGUACCAGCAGCAGUACAAUGAGAGCAUCAGAGGCGCAAAAAUGGAUCUUGUUUUUUUCAAGGAUGCAAUGACGAAUCUGGUGAAGAUAUCUCGGGUGAUAGGUAUGCCGAAGGGGCACGUGCUGUUAGUCGGAGUGGGUGGUUCGGGCAAGCAGUCCCUGACGAGGCUGGCCUCUAACAUUGCUGGAUACAAAGUUUUCCAAAUCACACUCACCAGAUCAUAUUCGACCUCGAACUUCAUGGAGGACCUGAAGUAUCUCUACAGAACAGCAGGAGCCGAGGGCAAGGGGAUCACAUUCGUCUUCACUGACAACGAAAUCAAAGACGAAGGCUUCCUCGAGUAUAUGAACAACGUUCUCAGUUCUGGCGAGGUAUCCAAUUUGUUUGCGAGGGAUGAGAUGGAUGAGAUGUUGGAAGAGUUGGUGCCCAUCAUGAAGAAAGAAUUUCCUCGACGUCCUCCUACAAAUGAGAACCUUUACAACUACUACACCGCACGGGUCAAGAAAAACCUGCACGUCGUCCUCUGCUUCUCGCCGGUUGGUGAGAAGUUUCGAAGUCGAUCGCUGAAAUUUCCCGGUUUGAUUUCUGGAUGCACCAUGGAUUGGUUUGAGAAAUGGCCCAAAGAUGCAUUGGUUGCCGUUUCAAAGCACUUCCUCACAAACUACGACCUUGUGUGCUCCAAUGUUGUCAAACAAUCAAUUAUCAGGUCCAUGGGGAAUUUUCAGGAUUCAGUAUCUGAGACUUGCGUUGAAUACUUUCAGAGGUUUCGUCGUCAAACUCAUGUUACUCCAAAGUCGUAUUUAUCGUUUAUAUCUGGCUACAAAACAAUUUAUGACAAUAAAAGAUCUGAAAUAGGCCAGCUGGCUGAAAGAAUGAACACUGGUUUGAUGAAACUGAUUGAAGCUACUGAAAAUGUUAAUGAACUUUCUAAAGAGUUAGAAAUUAAAGAAAAAGAAUUAUUUGUUGCCUCAAAGAAAGCCGACAAAGUACUUGCUGAAGUUACGGUUUCAGCUCAGGCGGCAGAAAAAGUUAAAGCACAAGUUGAAAAAGUAAAGGACAAAGCUCAAAAAAUUGUCGACGAAAUAUCGAUGGACAAAUUGAAAGCCGAGGAGAAGUUGGAAGCAGCAAGACCUGCUUUAGAAGAGGCUGAAGCAGCUCUACAGACCAUUAAACCUGCACAUAUUGCCACUGUGAGAAAAUUGGCUAAACCUCCACACCUGAUAAUGAGGAUAAUGGAUUGCGUACUUUUGCUGUUUCAACGAAGGGUUGAUCCGGUCACAAUUGAUCCAGAUCGACCUUGUCCAAAGCCAUCAUGGCAUGAAGCCUUGAAACUAAUGAGUGCCACUAAUAUUCUUCAAGGUCUACUGGCUUUUCCCAAAGACACAAUUAACGAAGAAACGGUCGAAUUGCUGCAACCAUACUUGCAAAUGGAAGAUUAUAACAUGGAAUCAGCCAGGAAAGUCUGUGGAGAUGUUGCUGGUUUGGCUUCUUGGACUCAAUCCAUGGCUUACUUCUAUGGCAUCAACAAAGAAGUUCUGCCCCUCAAGGCAAACUUGGCAGUGCAGGAAGCUAGGUACGAGGCAGCAAUGAAGGAUCUGAACAAGGCGCAAAUGCAACUGGACGAGAAGCAGGCCGAACUAGAAGCUGUACAAGCCCAAUAUGACCAAGCUAUGACCGAAAAACAAACAUUGGUCGAUGAUGCCAACAAUUGCCGCCACAAAAUGACAACCGCCCGAGCUCUGAUCGAUGGUUUGUCUGGGGAAAAAAUUCGUUGGACGUCGGCUAGCAAAACAUUUGAAUCUCAAAUCCAGAAACUUGUUGGUGAUGUUUUGUUGGCCACUGCCUUCCUAUCCUAUGCUGGUCCGUUCAAUCAGGAGUACAGGAAGCAGUUGGUCAACGCCUGGAAGAAAGAACUCAUCGAAAACAACAUUCCAUACACUGACGAUGUCGACGUGAUCACAAUGUUAGUUGACAACACUACCAUCAGUGAAUGGAGCCUCCAGGGACUGCCUAGCGAUGAGUUGUCCAUUCAAAAUGGUCUCAUUGUCACUAAAUCCGCCAGAUAUCCUCUUCUUAUUGACCCACAAAAUCAAGGAAAGGUCUGGAUAAAAAACAGAGAGGGAACGAGCAAACUGGUGGUUACUACGUUGAAUCACAAAUCAUUCCGUUCACAUCUUGAAGAAGCUCUUUCAAACGGCUACCCACUGUUAAUUGAAGAUGUCAGUGAAGAACUGGAUCCUGCUUUAGACAGUUUGUUGGAAAAAAAUUUUAUAAAAUCUGGAAGUUCAUUCAAAGUAAAAGUUGGCGAUAAAGAAGUUGAUUUGCACAGUGGCUUUAGAAUGUACAUGACAACAAAAUUAGCUAAUCCAGCUUACACUCCCGAAGUCAGUGCUAAAACAUCUAUCAUUGAUUUCACUGUUACAAUAAAAGGUUUAGAAGAUCAACUGCUUGGUAUUGUCAUAUUGACUGAAAAGAAGGAACUAGAAGCAGAAAGGACAAAGUUGAUAGCAGAGGUGACCUACAAUAAAAGGAAGAUGCAGGAGUUGGAGGACAACUUGUUGUUCCAUCUCACAUCGACGAAGGGUUCUCUGGUUGAAGAUGAGACAUUGAUUGAAGCACUAACCAGCACAAAAGAGACGGCGUUGGAAGUUACUGAGAAGCUGUCGGUAGCUGCUGAGACUGAAAUAAGAAUUAAUGCGGCGAGAGAAGAGUUCAGACCAGUGGCUACCAGAGGGUCAGUUUUGUACUUCCUCAUUGUGAAGAUGGGCAUGGUCAACGAGAUGUACCAGACGUCGUUGAAACAAUUCUUACAACUCUUUGAUGUUUCUAUGUUACACUCGACAAAAUCUCCAAUCACUCACAAAAGAAUUCAGUACAUCAUCGACUACCUCACCUACCUCACCUUCUCCUACACGAUACGAGGUCUCUACGAGAAGGACAAGUUCCUCUUCACCCUUCUCCUCACAUUGGAAAUUCAGCUUCAGAGCAAAGCAAUUCAUCUGGAAGAAUUCCAAUGUUUCAUUAAAGGUGGAGCAGCAUUGGAUUUGAACUCUGUUGGUCCCAAACCAAACUGGAUUACCGACAUGACCUGGUUGAAUCUCGUUGAAUUGAGCAAACUUCCACAGUUCACUCAAAUUCUUGUUCAAGUGCACAAGAAUGAAAAGGUCUGGAAGGAAUGGUUCGACACGGAGGCACCUGAGGAAUCGACCAUUCCUGAUGGUUACGACGACAGCCUCUCAACCUUCCACAAGCUGCUUCUCGUCAGAUGCUGGUGUCCCGACAGAACCAUCCCUAUGGCCAAACUCUACAUCAGUGAAGUCAUGGGAAAGCAGUUUGCCGAAGGAGUCGUUUUAGACAUGGAAGCGAUGUGGAACGAAAGUGACAACCAAACUCCGAUGAUCUGUUUCCUCUCUAUGGGAUCUGAUCCGACUGAAAAUAUUGAACGACUGGCUAAAUCGAAGGGCAUAAGUAAGAUUACUAUUUCAAUGGGGCAAGGUCAAGAAGUGCAUGCACGUCGACUUGUGGGGCAGAGCAUGUCCGAGGGCUCGUGGGUCCUUCUUCAUAAUUGCCAUCUAGGUCUCGACUACCUGGAUGAGUUGUUGGAUACACUGACCACCAACAACCAGAUACAUGAAACAUUUCGAUGCUGGAUCACAACUGAUGUCCAUCCGAGAUUUCCCAUCAACCUGCUUCAAAUGUCUAUCAAGUUUACAGCUGAACCUCCUCAGGCAACUAUUUUGAAAUUUUCAUUAGCGACGGCUAUUUUUUCAAAUAAUUUUCAAGGAGUGAAGGCCAACCUGAAGCGGACAUACGGCCUGUUGAGCCAAGAUCAACUGGACGUCAUCAGCAUGCCUCAGUGGAAGCCACUGCUCUACGCCAUCGCAUUUCUGCACACGACAGUUCAAGAGAGGAGGAAGUUUGGGCCGAUUGGCUGGAACAUUCCGUACGAGUUCAAUCAAGCAGAUUUCACUUCAACUAUUCAAUUUAUACAAAAUCACCUGGACGAUAUUGAUCCUAAACGAGGUGUGUCGUGGGCUACAGUUUGUUAUAUGAUAGGAGAGGUUCAAUAUGGCAGCAGAGUGACAGAUGAUUACGACAAAAGACUGCUCAAUACUUACGCUAAGAUUUGGUUCCACGAAGACAUGUUCUCUGAAAAUUUUGAAUUUCAUUCAGGUUAUAAAAUACCAAAAUGUAAAACACUUGAUGAUUACAAAGCAUUUAUCGAUCUUUUGCCGAUGGUUGAUUCACCAGAAACCUUCGGACUGCACCCCAACGCCGACAUCACUUAUCAGACAAACACAGCAAAUAGUAUGCUUGAUACAAUUGUGGGCAUCCAGCCAAAGGAUUCGAGUGCCACAGGUGGGGAGACGAGAGAGUCUGUCGUUUAUAGACUGGCCGAUGACAUGCUUUCCAAACUGCCCAACGACUACAUACCACACGAAGUAAAAGAAAAUUUGCAAAAAAUGGGACUAGCAAAUCCACUGGCAAUAUUUCUACGUCAAGAAGUAGAUAGGAUCCAAAAAGUAAUAACGGCUGUGAGGAAUACGUUGCAGGAUUUGAAGCUUGCUAUCGAUGGAACCAUCAUCAUGUCUGAAAAUUUGAGGGACGCUCUGGAUUGCAUGUUUGAUGCAAGAAUUCCUGAAGCUUGGAGAAAAAUAUCAUGGGAUUCGGCAACAUUUGGUUUUUGGUGCACAGAUCUGCUGGAUAGAAACCUUCAAUUCAACAAUUGGCUUUUUGAAGCUAGACCAAAAGUUUUUUGGAUGGCUGGGUUUUUCAAUCCUCAAGGUUUCUUAACAGCUAUGAGACAAGAAAUAACAAGAGCUCACAAAGGAUGGGCUUUGGAUAAUGUUGUUCUUGAUAAUGAAAUAACUAAGCUAACAAAAGAAGACGUUGCCAGUGCUCCUGCAGAAGGUGUCUACGUUUAUGGACUGUAUUUGGACGGCGCAGGGUGGGACAAGAAAAAUAUGCGCCUUGUUGAGCCAUCGCCAAAGGUCCUUUACACUUGCCUGCCAAUUGUUCAUUUGUUUGCCAUCAACAGCGAACGUCGAAAAGGUCCAAAUUUUUACGAAGCACCGGUGUACAAAAAACCGAAAAGAACUGAUCUCACUUACAUUUUUCCUGUUUUGCUAAAAACUGUUGUAGAGCCAAACCAUUGGAUUACCAGAGGGGUUGCUCUUCUUUGUGACACCAAAUAG
Helobdella robusta is the source of this 13344-nucleotide messenger RNA. RefSeq lists its product as hypothetical. Lineage: Eukaryota; Metazoa; Annelida; Clitellata; Rhynchobdellida; Glossiphoniidae. The transcript is spliced from 71 exons. Gene Ontology annotation, cellular component: dynein complex. The annotation marks the transcript as partial. Gene Ontology annotation, molecular function: ATP hydrolysis activity; dynein intermediate chain binding; dynein light intermediate chain binding. Gene Ontology annotation, biological process: microtubule-based movement. The record is from RefSeq and is a predicted model, not a curated record.